AUGAGAGGGAAAAGAGGCAGGCCGCCCAAACCGCUACCAGCCGAGGACUCGCCCGCAGUGACGGCCCGAGGCUUGCGACCCAGGAGGAAUCUCAAGCCCAGGUUGAGGGAUAGCGGGGAUGAGGACGUCGAGAGCCCCACAAGGGAGGCCGCCAAGUCGGCCAAGAAGAGGAAAGUGGGGUCGGUCACGUCAACGCGGGGCAGGGGACGCGGCAGAGGCGGCGGCGGGGGAAGAGGAGGCAGAGGGGGCCGUGGAGGAGGGAAGCGCACGGCCGUCUGCAAAACGGUGGUGUACGACGACCACGAGAGUGACGAGGACGACGAUGCUGUUAGUCUAAGAUCGGAGGAGGAAGAGCUGGUUGAGGAGGAACCUCAGUCCGAAGAGGACGAGGCCCUCGGAGAGGAGUCUGAUUGCCUUGAAGAGGAUGUGCUGGACGAAGAGGUGGUGGAGGAGGAGGAGGAGGAGGAGGAUAAUGCCAGCUACUGUACAGAGAGUAGCUUUCGGAGUCAGAGCACACACGCCAGCACUCCGGGGAAGAAGAAAGUGCGGGCUCCCCGACCUCGCACUCCCAUCCUCGAGGAAAAGGAGAUUCCUGCCCUUCAGCUUCCUGACUCCUCUGAGGAUCUCCUGGUGCCUAACGAGGAGCUGCUUAAUGCCACCUCCAUCUACGAAGUGCUGCGGAACUUCAGCAUGGUGCUGCGUCUCUCCCCCUUCCGCUUCGAGGACUUCUGUGCAGCUCUGGUAGGCCAGGAGCAGUGCACUUUAAUAGCAGAGACCCAUAAUUCCCUUUUGAAAGUCAUCCUACGUGAGGAGGACACAUCCAACACUACCUUUGGCCCCGCUGACCUAAAGGACAGCGUCAACUCCACCUUGUACUUUAUAGACGGCAUGACAUGGCCUGAGGUGUUGCGGGCGUACUGCGAGAGCGACCGGGAGUACCAUCACGUCCUGCCGUAUCAGGAAGUGGAUGAGUAUCCCUACGGUCCACUCGAAAGUAAGAUCAAGGUGUUGCAGUUUUUAGUGGACCAGUUUCUCACCACCAAUAUCGCCCGCGAGGAGCUGAUGGCUGACGGCAGCAUGCAGUAUGACGACCACUGUCGCGUUUGUCACCGCCUGGGCGACCUGCUGUGCUGCGAGACCUGCACGGCGGUCUACCACCUGGAGUGUGUGAAACCACCACUGACGGAGGUCCCAGAGGACGAGUGGCAGUGCGAGAUUUGUGUGGCACACAAGGUGCCGGGUGUCACGGACUGUGUGGCCGAGGCGCAGAAGAACAGGCCCUACAUCCGCCAGGAGCCCAUCGGAUAUGACCGCCACCAGAGGAAAUACUGGUUCCUAAACAGAAGGAUUAUUGUCGAGGAGGACGGGGAGCAUGAGAAGAAAAAGAUCUGGUACUACAGCACCAAGGCGCAGCUGUCGGAGCUCAUGGAGUGCCUGGAUGCGCAGUACUGGGAGAUGGACCUCCAUGCCACCCUGGAGGAGAUGAAGGAAGAAGUGGAAGCCCACAUGGACAUCACAGAGGACCUCACCAACAAAGCCCGUGGGAACAAUAAAGCCUACCUCACUGCUGUCAACGAUGUGAUCACGGAGCGCAUGAAGGUGAAGCGGGAGGCACAGGAAGCAAAAAGGCGGGACGAGGACGUGAAGCAGGAAGCAGAAACCGGCUCUGCUAAGACAGCGGAGGACACCGCCGAGCUCACCUCGCAGCUCGACAACGGAGAGCACAAAGAGGCCAAGGAAAACGCUGGUUCCCAAGCAGCCACGGCUCCCCCUGCUGCAGAGGAGAUCUACGAGUCUGACCCCAACGCCGGCUCUACCACCCAGGACGAAGCUGCGCCUAAAACGGACUCCCUCGACCCUAACAAGGAAACGCAGCCUGCUCACUCUGCGAGCCCGGAGAGUGGGGAGUCCCCUUCUUUGGCAAAGCAGGAAAGCACAGAUAAGGAUGGGAAAAACGAUUCUAGCAGUGAAGACAAGCACCCUGACGACUCCCAAGAUCAACCCCAGCAGCAGUCCUCUCAACUGGAGGCGGGCGGCGGCAGCAGCCAGGUUUCUGGCCUCAGGAAACCAGAGCAGCCUGACCUGGAAGAUCGCUCCUCCCAGUCCUCUUUUACCAGCCAGGAUGGGACAGACGAGUACAACAACAAGGCCAAGGUCGAUAGCGGGAGACCAACGGGACAGGAAUCAAAAAACCAGACGGCAAGAGGCAGCAAAGAGUCGUCUCCUGUACGCUCUGAUGGUGAAUCUUCGCGUCUCAGCUUCUUGAAAAGGGACCUGAUGGUGAACUUGAACAACUUGUUCAAACUGGGUCAGGAGGGUAAAUACAGGGUCUACCACAACCAGUACAGCACCAAUGUCCUGGCCCUGAACAAACAUCAGCACCGGGAGGACCACGACAAGAGGCGCCACCUCUCCCACAAGUUCAGCCUGACCACCGCGUCGGAGUUCAAAUGGAACGGAUCUAUCUACGGUUCGCGGAGCCUGACUGUCUCCACCCUGCGUCUCACCAUCAUCCAGUUGGAGACCAAUGUCCCUGGACCAUUUAUGCAUCCUAACUGGGCGUCGCACAGGACCAACUGGAACAAAGCCGUGCAGAUGUGCAGCAAGGCCAGGGAGUUUGCAUUGGCAUUGGCCAUACUGGAGUGUGCCAUCAAACCAGUGGUCAUGCUGCCUGUAUGGAAAGAUUCUCUUGGACACACAAGGCUACAUCGCAUGACCUCAAUGGAGCGGGAGGAUAAAGAGAAAGUGAAAAAGCGUGAGAAAAAACUGGAGGAUGAGGAGACACUGCAACAGGCCACUUGGGUCAAGUACACCAUUCCCAUCAAGCACCAGGUGUGGAAGCAGAAGGGGGAGGAGUACAGAGUGACAGGGUAUGGUGGCUGGAGCUGGGUCAGUAAGACUCAUGUGCCGCGGUUUGUCCCAAAGCUACCAGGGAACACAAACGUAAACUACCGCAAAGAACUGGAGGCUAAAAUUAAGAAGGAAAAUGCAACAGCUUGCACUAAAAAGCAGAAAAAGUUGAUGGAAACUGAGAAGCAGACAGCUCAGAACACAUUGAACAAGGACAAUGAAGAAGCAUCCAUCACUGCGUCAUCUGAGGAGGACCGCAAACCUCAGACCUCCAAAGUGGAAGAAAAACCUACGGAGGAUGAGCAGGAAAAGAAGGCAGAAGAGAAGAGCAAAGAGGAAAAGAUGGAGGUUGACCCCUGCUUAGAAACCACUGCUUCAAGUGUAGAGACAGAUCAAUCGGAAAACAAAGGCUCUGUCUUGCCUUCUGUGCAGCCUGCGAGGGACGAACCAAUUCAGAAAUUAGAACAACCCAAGAAGGAGGAGACCACUGCAUCAAAGCCCUACUAUGAUGUUGUGAACGUCAGUGAGGGUUUCCAGCUGCGGACAGCUUAUAAGAAGAAGGUAAAGCCCUCCAAACUGGAUGGGCUUUUGGAGCGACGGGUAAAACAGUUCACCUUGGAGGAGAAGCAGAGACUAGAGCGAAUGAGACAGGCGGCAUUGGUGUCCAAAAUGGCUGCCACAAAGCCUACAGCUGGAGUUAAGACUGAAGGAUCCACGAUAGGCAAACCGCAGCCUCCUGCGAACCUGUGUGUAAAAGAAGAAAAAGAGGAGGUGAAGGACCAUGUAGUUAAAAAGCUUGACUUUGGGCAGGAGCAGAUGGAGAUAAAGGCAGACAUGGAUGCCAAAUCAGAUUCCGCAGCACCUAACCACAGCAAACAGACCGAGGUAAAUGCUGUGCAGGGGAGCUGCGGGGAGGACUUAGCUCACAAAGAAGUGAACGGAGAACCCUUAUCAAGCACUGAGCCCAACAGUAAAAACAACUUUAUAUCCGAUGCAAUGGAAGGCAAAGAAAAACCACAGAAGCCAGAGGUGGCUCGAGUGGGAGAGAAUGCUAAGAAACGGGCGUACGAGGAAAUUGAGCAAGACACUGGACAAAGCAUAGAGGUGGACCAAAGCAAGACCAGUCCAGUCCAGGUUAAUGGGAGAGCUGGGGAAAACCCUGCAGACUCAAACAGCAACUCAGACCCAGCCAGUCAAGUCCAAGGCGAAAUAAAAGAGCCUCAGAAAGAGCCUGUCAAGUCUCUGAUGAAUGGAAACCUCUUGCAGAAUGAUGUGUCUGACAUAUGUCACCCCCCUCCCCUAAAAGUCCCGAAAUUAGAGAACCACGUAGCAGAGAAAGGAGACUCUCUCCAUAAGAACGUGGAUGUGGCCGUGGCCAGUGAGGGGACCGGACCUACCAAGCUUCCAUCCUCUAGCCCUUCUUUCCUGAAUAGUAAUAGUACCAAUAAUGACAACAGUAGCGAAGGUUUGAAGACCUCCAUCACCACUAACCCCACCACCACCACAGAGCCUCAAAACGCCCUGACAACUGACCUGCCCAACAACAUCAGUAAGUCAAAUGUGACAUCUCAAGCAGCAGGUAGUGCAGUCUCCUCCGUUACCACCAACACCACCGCCGUCGCGGCAGCUCCGCCCAGCUCCAGGGCAGUUGUCCCUCAGAAGACUAAACUUCCCGUCACCGACACCAAGACGGGCACUUCAACCAGCUCCAUGACCAUAAGCAAAGAGUAUUCCACCAAAGACCGAGUCAGCCUUCUCAGGUUCCUCAAAUCCAAGAAGGCCCGCUCAGGUACAGCCCUACCGUCCUACCGCAAGUUUGUCACCAAGAGCAGCAAGAAGAGCAUCUUCAUCCUGCCAAAUGAUGACCUGAAGAGAAUGGCGAGGAGAGCAGGCAUCAGAGAGGUGCCCAUCUUCAACUACAACGCCAAGCCCGCCCUGGAUAUAUGGCCCUACCCUUCACCUCGGCCCACUUUUGGGAUUACAUGGAGGUACCGUCUCCAGACUGUGAGGUCGCUGGCCGGGGUCAGCCUGAUGCUGAGGCUGCUGUGGGCCUGCCUGAGGUGGGAUGACAUGGCUGUGAAGCCCUCUGCCGCUGUAGGAACUACACGGAAAGAAACCACGGACACAGACAUCAUCACAACAGAGAUCAUAAAACGAAGAGACGUGGGGCCUUACGGCAUCCGCUCAGAAUACUGCAUCAGGAAGAUCAUCUGUCCCCUCGGAAACAGAGACACUCCCAAAGAAACCCCUACUCCACAGAGGAAAGGCCUGCGCUCCAGCGCCUUGAGGCCCAAGAAGCAUGAGCCAGCCAAGCUGACUGGGCCUGUUGCUGUGGAGACAUGGGUGCCUGAGGAGGACCUAGAGCUGUGGGAGAUCAGGGCCUUUGCAGAACGAGUGGAGAGGGAGAAGUCCCAGGGUAUCGAUUCCUCCAAGACUGGCAGUAGUCUUAAGACGGCCGAGGAUGUCAAGGCCCAUUUAGAGAGUCAGCUUAAACAGGCCAGACUGGCUGCUCAGCAGAAACGUCUGGAGCAGAGACCGGGUACCCCAGCCACCACUCCCACAACAACCACCACCACCACCUCGGCCAGCACUCCCAGUUCUCCCAGCACCCCAACGUCCAUGGGCCAGAGGACAGGUCAGGUCACAUCUGGAGCUAAGAUGGUCCUGGCCUCCAAACUGAGCUCUCCUGCUCCCUUCCAGCAAGACAAAAACUUUCAUCAGUCUUUUGCUUCUUGGGUCAAGCAGGGUCAGACCAACAACAGCUCAGCCUCCAUUGGCUCGGUGGCCACCGUGGCUAGCAGUAUCGCCACCUCAGAGCAAACCUUCCAGAUCGCUGGCAGCCCAGUGACUGUGGCUGGCCAGGUCCUCGCCGCCAAACUCCCGCUCCCCGCUAACAGCAAGAUUGUCACGCUCAACAUGCCCACCGCUCAAGGAGGUAUAGUCCAGCAGAAAGUCGUGGGCAUUUUUCCUUCUGGGCCCCCUGCAAACCUUAGGACAUACAGCACGCUACAUCCUACGACUGGCAACAUCAACCUCCGAGCCACCACCUCCUCAACAGUUACCCAGCAACAGGCCAUCACAGCGGGAGGCAAAAUACAGCCUGGCACAACGACGAGCCAGUCAUCAACCCUGUCUACCUCUGUGGGCGCAGCAGCAGGCAGAAGUCCAGCAGUGGCUCAACAAGGCCAACCUAAGCCGACUGUGACACAGACGGGUCCUGGUUCUACGCCUGUACAGACGACUGCAGCUCAGAGAGCAGCAGGUGCUGCACCAUCGCCUCAUGCAACCACCCCAGCACCUGGACAGUCACCUGUAGCUUCUUCCCAGACCACCAGGCCACAGCAGGGUCAAGUUAAACUCACUAUGGCACAGCUCAUGCAGCUAACACAGGGUGCUCAGGGUGGAAACCCAGGUCUGACGGUGGUGAUCCAGGGUCAGGGUCAGACCCAGGGACAGCUGCAAAUCAUCCCACAGGGUGUAACAGUGAUCCCUGGUCCUGGUCAGCAGCUAAUGCAGGCAGCCAUGCCCAACGGUCAGGUCCAGCGCUUCCUCUUCACUCCCAUGCCCCCAUCCUCAUCGGCUCCAACGUCCGCAGCCCCUCAGACCCCUCAAACCCAAAUGUCAACUCCAACUCAAGCCAGAGCCCCUGCGCAAGUCCAGACGACCCCUUCAGGCCCAGGCCAAACCAUAAUGACAGCCCCUGUACCUGCCCCUACACAAAUGCCAAGUUUGGCCCCCACAGUUCCUGUGCAAACCCAAGUUCCAGCCGCAACCCCGUUAUCAGUACCUGCACAAUCUCAAGUAUCCACUCCUGUUCCUGCCCUGCCACACAUUGCAGCCCAGGCCUCCACACAGGUUUUAUCCUCCACACCAGCCUCUGUCCCCGCACAACCCCAGGUGGCAAGAUCUGUCCCUUCCCCAGCAGAAAAUGCAGGCCCACCUAUGUCUCAGACACAAGUCUUUACCACAGCCUCAACCCCUGCACAAAACCAAGUCCCAGCCAUUGUGCCAACCCAAGUCUCCACCCCUACCCCUUGCUCAUUUCCUACACAAACCCAAACUGCAGUGUCGAUUCCUGUCCUGGGACAAGUUGCACCUCAAGCCCAGGUCCAGACACACGCCUUCAGCCCCGCCCCUGCUUUAGCCCCUGUCUCAGUCAAGGCGUCUGCCCAAGUUGCUGCAACAGUAGCCGCUACUAACUCAGCUCAAAUGCCCGCUUCUGCCUCUCUUCCCUCCCCUGUCCAAGUUCCAACUCCUGCCCUCGCACCCGUCUCUGCUCCUGUCAUAGCUGUCGUGUCCACCCAAAUUGCUGUCCCAUUCCCGGCCAAAGCUCUAACCCAAAUCCAGGCUACAGCCCCGGUUCCCCUUCAUGCUGCUGUGGCCAAUGCUAUUGUCACACCAGUCACAGCCACCUCUACAACACCUUCAGUGCCAGCUCUGACAGAGCUGAGGGCAACUCAGCCCCAGGUUUGGACUCCGGCUUCAUCUCAAGCUCAGACUCCAGUUCAGCCAGCUCAGACACCUGCAUCAGUCUCCAUACAUUCACCCGUUUCCUCUCUGCCUCAAGCGUCUCUUCCUCCUCAAGGACACGUCCAGCCCCCCACCGUUGUGUCCGUGCAGCAGGUCACUCAUCCAGUCUCAGCUGUGCAAGUUCAUAUGGGAUUGCCGGUCUCUUCUGUUGUUUCUACUGUCAGACCUACGCAGCCUCACCUCCAGCCCCAAGCCCAUUCUCAACUUCAACCCCAAAUCCGUGCCCAGAUUCAAGUCCAGCCCUUUGGCCAAGUCCAACAAAUGCCACACAUUCAAGCACAAGCUCAAAACCACCCCCAGGUCCGAGUUCAGUUUCAGCCACAAACUCAGCAGCCAUCCCAAGCUCCACUACAACCCCCUGCUCAAAAUCAACCUCAGGUGCAGUUUCAGUCCCAAACCCCCAACCAAAUCUUGCCCCAAGUCCAGGCCCAGGCCCAAGCCCAGCUCCAAUCAAGGGUCCAGCCUCAGUACCACCCGCAGGUACAGGCUUCAUUUCAAACAUCGGCUCAGACCCAACCGCAGGCUCACCAACAGCCUCAGGUCCAAUCUCCACCCCAGGUUCAGUCUCAGGCCCAAACUCCGCUACAGAACCAGAUCCAUACCCAACUCCAUCCCCAGGUUCAGGUCCAGUUCCAGCAACAGAGCCACAUUCACCCACAACCUCUGGCCCUGCAGCAACCUCAGAUCCAAACGCAGCACCAGUUUCAAGUCCAAUCGCCACAGAAAACCCAGGUCCAGCAACAGCUUCAGGUCCAAGCCCAACCCCAAGUCCAAGCUAAGCUCCAAGUCCAGUUCCAGCCUCAGAACCAACCGCAAGUUCAAGCGCAGCCUCAGCUCCAGGUCCAGUCUCCAAUCAGGCAUCAGCUCAUCACCGUUCCGGGCCUCCAACAGCCUGUCCAGCUUCUUUCAGCUCUGCCGCCCCACGUUGCUGCCCAGAUCCAAGCCCAAAUCCAGGCACAGGCACAGCAGCAGGGCGGCACGGUUCCCCAGCAGAUCAAACUGCAGCUGCCUAUCCAGAUCCAGCAGACAGGGGGGCAAAUUCAAGCCCACCAGAUCCAGAACAUGGUGACCAUACAGGCACCAGCGAGCGUCCAGGAGCAGCUCCAAAGGAUACAGCAGCAGCAGCAGCAGCAGCAACAACAGCAACAACAGCAACAACAGCAGCAGCAGCAGCAGCAGCAGCAACAGCAGCAGCAGCAGCAGCAACAACAGCAACAACAGCAACAGCAACAACAAAAACCAAAGAAAAAGAAACACCACGAGGCUAAAAGGGAACCGAAGGAGCAGAUUCUGCAGGCCGUUAGUCCCGGGGAUGGCAUGCCAAAACAGGUGGUAGUGAAGCAGAAUGCGACAGCCGAACAGCUGAAACAGAGGAAGAGCCUGGCUGCAGCUGAGCGAGAGGAGAACCAGAGAAUGAUCGUGUGCAACCAGGUGAUGAAGUUCAUCCUCGACAAGAUUGAGAAGGACGAGAAGCAGGCAGCUAAAAAGAGAAAGAAGGAGGAGGUGGUUGAGCAGAAGCGCUCCAAACAGAAUGCGUCCAAGCUGACUGCACUGCUGUACAAGCACAAGGAACAGCUGAAGGCGGAGAUCCUGAAGAAGAGGGCACUGCUGGACAAGGAGCUGCAGCUGCAAGUACAGGAGGAGCUGAGGCGGGACAUAGCCAGGCUACAAAAAGAACAGGAGAAAGCCAGAGCUGCCAUCGUCCAGGCUGCUGCAGCAACAGUCAAGGCGGCCUCGUCCCACUCCUCCCAUCUCUCCCACUCUACACAUUCCUCUCACAGCACCCACACAGCAACCUCGCCCUCCUCAUCCCAUAAACGUAAGCGGGAAGAAGAGAGAGACAAAGACCGAGACAGAGACAAAGACCGAAGCAAAGACCGGGACAGGCAUCAUGAGAAGAAACGGGAUAAGGACAAGGACAGAGACAAAUGCCGAGACAGAGACAAAGAUAGAGAAGGGGAUCGAGAGAAGGAGAGAGACCGAGAGCGGGACAGACAUCGGGACAGAGACAAGGACAAAGACAGGGACAAAGACAAGGACGGAGAUUCCAGCUCAUUAAAACACAAAAAGAAGAAGAAGCUCUCUUCUACCUCAAAGGAUCACAAGAAGGACACCAAAUUGUACUGUAUCUGCAAAACGGCCUACGACGAGUCAAAGUUUUACAUAGGGUGCGACCUGUGCUCCAACUGGUUUCACGGCGCGUGCGUUGGCAUCACAGAGAAAGAGGCCAAGAAGCUGGAGGACUUUGUGUGCAACGACUGUAAACGUGGUCAGGAGGGCGGCAGCAACGAGGAGUUGUACUGCAUCUGCCGGACGCCGUACGACGAGUCCCAAUUUUACAUUGGCUGCGACCGCUGCCAGAACUGGUACCACGGGCGCUGCGUGGGCAUCCUGCAGAGCGAGGCCACUCACAUUGAUCUGUACGUGUGCCCGCAGUGUCAGUCGACAGAAGAUGCCAUGACAGUCCUCACGCCGCUCACUGACAAAGACUACGAGGGGUUGAAAAGAAUAUUACGCUCGUUACAGUCUCAUAAAAUGGCAUGGCCGUUCCUUGAACCGGUGGAUCCCCACGACGCUCCUGAUUAUUAUCGGGUGAUCAAGGAGCCAAUGGACUUCUCCACGAUGGAAACCCGUUUGCAGAAGCGACAUUACCACAAGCUCACAGAGUUUGUGGCCGACGUGACCAAAAUCUUCGACAACUGUCGCUAUUACAACCCCAACGACACGCCCUUCUUUCAGUGUGCCGAGGUGCUCGAAGCCUUCUUUGUACAGAAGCUUAAAGGUUUCAAAGCGAGCAGGUCUCAUAACAACAAGCUACAGUGUUCGUCAGCCUCUUAGAGAGCGUCGCACAUUGGUCAAACAAAAUGCACUUGCCAAGAAUAUGGCUUUUCUGAACUGUAACUGCUAGACUGCCUCGCGCUGUGUUUGGGAUCUGCUCCGUUUGACUGACGGUGCAACUAGCACUGCUGCUUUCACAGAGCUGUCCAGGCAGAGCUGCCUUCUGCCCGUUUCAGCUCUUAACGGGACCGUUUUCUGGACCUGUCUUAAUCUGUGGGACUGUACUGAGGAAGCGUGAGCGACUGAGGCAUUUCAGAAGAAAGUUUACCUCGGAGAACAGACUCUUAAGGAGCUCUCAUAUUUCCAUGGUUAUUUUUUGUUUUUGUUAAAGAAAUUCCCCUCAGGCCAUUGUUGUGGUCAUCAUGUCCAAUGAGAAAUAAGAAAUUGAAUUUGGUGUCGAAAUUCAGAUCUGUGGAACAAUGUUUUGUUUCUUUCCCAUUUCCUCAUUGUUUAGUCUGAAGUGGCAUGAAAGACAGUUUUACUAAACAACUGGACAUCAGUAGUCUGCUUGGAUGAACCUCCAUAACCUACUGAAAGUACAGUAAUGACCGAUUGUAGAUGGAUGGCUCUGCAGUAGUGACUGACCGGGAAUUAUGAAAUUGCAUUUGAGGCCGUUUGUAUAAAAAAAAAAAGUCAGAUUUUCACUUGAUUUCUUUUUUUGUAUUUUUUUUGUAUUACAUUACAUGAAGAAAUAUUGAUGUAUAUGGAACUUAAUAAAAUGGAAAAGCCUGA
Messenger RNA from Etheostoma spectabile (orangethroat darter), 10950 nucleotides. Its product is annotated as nucleosome-remodeling factor subunit BPTF-like. Gene Ontology annotation, cellular component: NURF complex. Gene Ontology annotation, molecular function: RNA polymerase II cis-regulatory region sequence-specific DNA binding. Gene Ontology annotation, biological process: regulation of transcription by RNA polymerase II. The record is from RefSeq and is a predicted model, not a curated record. Lineage: Eukaryota; Metazoa; Chordata; Actinopteri; Perciformes; Percidae.